Messenger RNA from Penicillium angulare, 1692 nucleotides. RefSeq lists its product as uncharacterized. The transcript is spliced from 2 exons. Lineage: Eukaryota; Fungi; Ascomycota; Eurotiomycetes; Eurotiales; Aspergillaceae. The coding region runs from base 1 to 1692 and encodes 563 amino acids. Gene Ontology annotation, molecular function: carbohydrate:proton symporter activity. Gene Ontology annotation, cellular component: membrane. Gene Ontology annotation, biological process: carbohydrate transport; transmembrane transport. The record is from RefSeq and is a predicted model, not a curated record.
AUGCCUGCCAAACGCUUCUUGGGCCUUACCGGCACCAAGCUUCAGAUCGCCAUCGGUCUGCUGGCCGGUAUGGAUUUCUUGCUGUUCGGUUACGAUCAAGGUGUGACUGGUGGUUUGUUGAAUCUGGACGGAUUCCGAAAAUAUUUCCCAGCAAUCGAUACUACCGCCGGUCACACAGCUGGAUGGUCUUCUGCUGCUAAGAGUAACCAAUCUACCCGCCAGGGUAUUGUCGUCGCCGCCUACAAUCUAGGAUGUUUCUCUGGAUCGAUUCCAACUAUUUGGAUUGGUAACAUGCUUGGUCGUCGCAAGGCUAUUUUCAUUGGUUCUGCUAUCAUGAUCGUCGGUGCUCUGCUGCAAUGCACUUCUUAUGAUCUGGCUCAACUUAUUAUUGGUCGUCUGGUUACUGGAUUUGGAAACGGUAUUAACACAUCCACCGUACCCACCUGGCAAUCCGAAUGUUGCAAAUCCCAUCGCCGUGGUCAAAUGGUCAUGAUAGAGGGCGCUAUGAUUACGUGUGGUAUUACCAUCAGUUAUUGGAUCGAUUUCGGACUCAUGUUCGCCGAUCCGAGUGAAGUAGCCUGGCGUUUCCCCCUGGCAUUCCAGAUUUUCUUUGCAGCAAUUAUUCUGUUUUUCGUCAUGUCUCUGCCCGAGUCCCCUCGCUGGCUCAUUCUGAAGGGCCGCGAAGAUGAGGCUCGUGAAGUCCUCGGCUCUCUCAUGGGAGAUGAAACCGAUGAGCUCUUCCUCGAUACCGAAUUUACUGCUAUUAAGGCCACUGUGCUAGAGAUGGCAAAGGGCAACCUGAGUGACAUGUUCACUAUGGGUCCUGAUCGUCACUUCCACCGCACCAUGCUUGGCUAUGUCAACCAGAUGUUCCAGCAGAUCUCAGGUAUUAACUUGAUCACCUACUAUAUUCCCACCAUCAUUGAGGAUCAAGUUGGUUUGUCUGGUACUCUUUCUCGCCUUAUUUCAGCUUGCAACGGCACGGAGUAUUUCGCAGCUUCAUGGGUUGCUGUCUUCACUGUCGAGAAGUUCGGUCGUCGUACUCUCAUGAUCUGGGGCGCUGUCGGCAUGUCACUAUCCAUGGUUGCUUUGGCCGUCUCUGAUCAGAUCUCCUCAUCGAACAUAGGCAAUUCCAAGGGUACCAGUGCUGGUAUUGCUCAGUGUGUUUUCCUUUUCGUUUUCAACACAUGUUUCGCCGUUGGAUGGCUUGGUAUGACCUGGCUCUACCCUGCCGAAAUUGUGCCAUUGAAGAUUCGUGCCCCAGCCAAUGCCCUGUCCACCUCGUCAAACUGGAUCUGGAACUUCAUGGUCGUGAUGAUCACCCCCGUUGCUUUCCAGAGCAUUGGGUACAAAACCUAUGUUAUCUUCGCUGUUAUUAACGCCUGUAUCGUGCCCGUCGUCUACUUCUUCUUCCCCGAGACCACCAACCGUUCUCUGGAGGAGAUGGAUCGUUUGUUCCGCAAGUCGAAUAGUGUGUUUGACAUUGUCAGCCUUGCUCGUGAAGAGCCACACAUGUAUGGCCCUAACGGUGAAUUGCUUCGCACUCUUGAUGAUGUGGAGGACGACGCUGUUCGCCGUGCUAGCGCCCUAAGCAACCCUGCUAAGCGCGCUGCGCAAAACCACCACGAGCAUAUGACUGAGACCGUCGCCGAGACCAAGGAGAGCGACGGAGGCAGCAGCGAGGAGAAAUAA